Molecule: messenger RNA, 889 nt
Organism: Musca domestica (house fly)
Lineage: Eukaryota; Metazoa; Arthropoda; Insecta; Diptera; Muscidae
Exons: 3
Coding region: 155-889 (244 amino acids)
Molecular function (GO): DNA binding
Source: RefSeq, a predicted model, not a curated record
UUUGACUAAAUCAGAAUCCGAUUCUGACGAAUCUGUUGAUACUGAAAUCAAUAUUUCUCCAUAUGCAGAUGUAUCUCAAUAUGAAGAUCUUUUUAAAAAGAAAAAUGAAUUUAAAAAUUUGGCAAAGGUUGUUGUAAAUGAAGGUGGUAUAUCAAUGUGUUGGAAAUAUUUUGGUGAUCUCUAUUUUAAAAAGAGGCAUAUUCUUCAAAAAUAUAAAUUUUGCAAAUUGUGUUUGGAUGAAAAGACCAAUUUAAAAAGUUUUGGAAAAUCAACAUCAACCACAAAUUAUAUGAACCAUCUACGAGCUGUACAUAACUUGGACGUGAAAUCUUUAAAUAACCUGAAAAGUUCAACAAUGACACAAAAUGCAUUGAAAUCCUCAACAAGUUGUAACAACAAACAACAAAAUGCUCGCCGGGUCGCCGAAAUGUGCUGUUGGGAUUUGCAACCGUUUAAAAUUGUUGAAAGGCCAGGAUUUAAGAAAUUGGUAUCUUUCUUAAACCCAAAGGCUAUAUUCCCCACAGAUAGGACAAUAGCUACGACGGCUUUAAACGAUGUUUAUAACAUAUAUUUGGACCACGUAAAAACAAGCCUUAAAGAGUCGCCCAAAAAUGUUACACUUGUAUUGGAUAUGUGGUCAGAUAAACAUAAGCACUUGUCUUACAUAAACAUAAAAGUGCAUUUCUGCCAAAAUUUUCAAAUGCAAAUUGUAACGCUCAAGACAGAGAUCUUUCCACGACCUCACACUGGACUAGCAGUUGUAGAAAAAAUUGAAGAAGCUUUAUGUGAAUUUAAUCUGUUGGAAAAAAACAUAUGUGCUGUUACUGAUGGUGGAAGCAACAUCGUUUCAGCUUUAAAAAUUAAAAAUAUACCAAGAUAUGGUUCUUAA